AGGUGAAAGUUCAACAGGUUACUUCGCGUUCGGCUGCGUUCCUGCUGAAAAAUGGCGACGGAGACCGGAGUGGGCGGAGCGGGCGCGGGGGAAACCCUGCCGUCUGUGGGCGACGCGGAGCUGGACGGGCUCGUACGGCAGUGGAUGGCGUGGGACAAGACCGAGGCUACCCGAGGGGUUCUGAAGCAGCUGGUGCUUGACAAAAAUGUGGAUGAAAUCCGGAGCAGGCUAAGCCAGCGGAUGGCAUUUGGAACUGCAGGUCUGCGGUCCAGGAUGGGAAUGGGUUUUUCCCAGAUGAACGACCUCACCAUUUUACAAACAGCGCAGGGUUUUCUACGCUACCUGCAGAAGACGUUUCCAGACUUGCAGAAAACAGGACUUGUCAUUGGUUACGACAGUCGACACAACAGUCAAAGGUUUGCCCAGCUGACUGCAGGGAUUUUCCUGCAUGCUGAGGUUCCAGUCUUUCUUUUCUCCAAGAUCUGUCCCACUCCCUAUGUGCCUUACAGCGUUCUCCAUCUUGGUUGUUCUGCUGGUGUCAUGGUUACUGCCUCCCACAACCCGAAGGAGGACAACGGAUACAAGGUUUACUGGAACAACGGGUCACAGAUCACCUCUCCCCAUGACAAGGGCAUCGCCAGCUCCAUCGAUGCCAACCUGGAGCCGUGGCCCACAUCUUGGGACGUCUCCAUCUGUGAGCAGAGCCCGCUGUGUCAGGAUCCCAUGGACAGGAUCACCAAGGCUUACUAUCAGGACAUACAGAACUACUGUUGCCAUAGGGAAAACAACCAGAAGACAAGUGUGAAGUUCACGUACACAGCCAUGCACGGGGUCGGGUACCAGUUUGAAGUUCAGGCCUUCCAGGCCUUCAGCCUGCCCAGCGUUAUACCUGUGGAGGAACAGAUCAUACCAGACCCUGAGUUCCCAACAGUUAAGUUUCCCAACCCAGAGGAGGGCAAAAGUGCCCUGGACCUGUCUAUGCAGACGGCAGAGAAACACGGCAGUUCUGUGAUCCUGGCCAACGACCCUGAUGCAGACAGACUGGCAGUGGCUGAAAAACAAAAUGGUUCCUGGAAGGUUUUUACCGGAAAUGAGCUCGGUGCUCUGCUGGGCUGGUGGGCAUGGAAGUGCUGGAGACAGAAGAACCCAGACAAAGAUGCCAAAGAUGUCUGGAUGAUAGCCAGUACUGUGUCGUCUAAGAUUCUCAGGGCCAUCGCAAUCAAGGAAUCCUUCAACUUUGAGGAAACACUUACUGGCUUUAAAUGGAUGGGAAACAAAGCGGAUGAGUUGAUGAAGAAGGGACAAACUGUGCUCCUUGCAUUUGAAGAGGCCAUAGGGUUUAUGUACGGCACCAAUGUGCUGGAUAAGGAUGGCAUCAGUGCGUCUGUGGUAAUGGCUGAGAUGACAUGUUGGCUGGCCAGUCAGAAUAUCAGCCUCACACAGCAACUAGGCAGGAUCUUUGAAACCUAUGGUUACCACACGUCAGAGAACUCCUACUACAUCUGCCACGACCCGCCCACCAUCACCAAGAUGUUUGAGAGGAUGAGGAACUGGGAUGGCAAGACUGGCCAGUACCCUAGUUCAUGUGGUCCAUAUAAAAUCAAGCACAUACGGGACUUGACAGCAGGGUACGACAACAGCAAGCCAGACAACAAGCCGGUACUCCCCACCAGCAAGGCGAGUCAGAUGAUCACCUUCUCCUUUGAGAAUGGCUGUGUGGCGACCUUGAGAACCAGCGGGACGGAGCCCAAGAUCAAAUACUACACAGAGAUGUGCCUGCCGCCCGGCACUGGAGGUUCGCCAGAGUCGGUAGCUGCAGAGCUCCAUGCGAUGGUGGAGACCAUGGUGAAGGAACUCCUCCAGCCUGAAGUGAACGGGCUGAUCGCCAGGAGUGGUUAACGAGUCUAGUAAAGCUAGCUGCAGCUCUAUAGAAACCAGCCAAGGCCAAACCAACUUUGUAUCUUGAGCCUCUGUCACACAUUCAAAACCUUUUCUCCCUUUUUGUUGGAGGAUCUGUUUGUCUUUGAACUAGACCACGGGUGGCCAGUCCAGGUGUACU
Messenger RNA from Branchiostoma floridae (Florida lancelet), 2059 nucleotides. Its product is annotated as phosphoglucomutase-2-like. The transcript has 18 exons. The record is from RefSeq and is a predicted model, not a curated record. The coding region runs from base 52 to 1899 and encodes 615 amino acids. Gene Ontology annotation, molecular function: phosphopentomutase activity; magnesium ion binding. NCBI's taxonomy places the organism in Eukaryota, Metazoa, Chordata, Leptocardii, Amphioxiformes, Branchiostomatidae. Gene Ontology annotation, biological process: carbohydrate metabolic process; purine ribonucleoside salvage.